Molecule: messenger RNA, 1734 nt
Organism: Mauremys reevesii (Reeves's turtle)
Lineage: Eukaryota; Metazoa; Chordata; Testudines; Geoemydidae
Gene: EIF4E2
Product: eukaryotic translation initiation factor 4E family member 2
Exons: 8
Coding region: 128-838 (236 amino acids)
Biological process (GO): translational initiation
Cellular component (GO): eukaryotic translation initiation factor 4F complex; cytoplasm
Molecular function (GO): RNA 7-methylguanosine cap binding; translation initiation factor activity
Source: RefSeq, a predicted model, not a curated record
CCACGUUCAUUGCGCCGUGCGGCAACCUGCGCCCGUGCCGUGGAGUUCCGCCGCUCCCGGAAGUGGCGGAAGGGUGACGGGACGGAGCGGAAGUCACCGGAAAGACGGGCGGAGGCGGCGAGCGAGGAUGAACAACAAAUUUGACGCUUUGAAAGAUGAUGACAGUGGGGACCAUGACCAGAACGAAGAGAACAGCACACAGAAAGAUGGUGAGAAGGAAAAAAAUGAUCGUGACAAACCCCAGAGUAGCACCAAGAGGAAGGCUGUUGUCCCAGGGCCGGCCGAGCACCCCCUGCAGUAUAAUUAUACUUUCUGGUACUCCAGACGAACACCCGGGAGACCCACCAGCUCUCAGAGCUAUGAACAGAACAUCAAACAGAUUGGCACCUUCGCCUCAGUGGAGCAGUUCUGGAGGUUUUACAGUCACAUGGUACGUCCUGGGGACCUGACAGGCCAUAGCGACUUCCAUCUCUUCAAAGAGGGAAUCAAACCCAUGUGGGAGGACGAUGCCAACAAAAAUGGUGGCAAGUGGAUUAUCCGUCUGCGCAAGGGCUUAGCAUCUCGCUGCUGGGAGAAUCUCAUUCUGGCGAUGUUGGGAGAACAGUUUAUGGUGGGGGAAGAAAUCUGUGGGGCAGUUGUCUCUGUCCGAUUCCAGGAGGAUAUUAUCUCCAUAUGGAACAAGACCGCUAGCGACCAGGCCACAACAGCUCGGAUACGCGACACGUUACGCCGAGUGCUUAACCUACCUCCGAACACCAUCAUGGAAUACAAAACGCACACUGACAGCAUCAAGGCCUGGGAGGAGUUUCAUGGCCUGGUGAACAGCAGUGGUCGCUGAUCGAACGCUCCCCCUCUCUCUGUCACACCCAGGGGAUAACUCAAGCUUUCGAAACACCAAAAUCACAUUGUGAGAACAAGGCUGGCGGUAAAUUCCUCUCUUGGUGUGAACCCCCUGAGAGGUCUCCAUCCGUGCCCUGCCAUUUCUGGAGGGCCGCGCAGGCUGGAUUGACCGCACCACCCUUUUGCACUCAACCCCGGAGGAAGGAUUUCAUUCAAAGCCCUUCUGCGUCGGUGACUAAUGAGAGGCUGACCUCGUCACACAAAACUCUUUCCAAGGGCAGGGUAGGAGGCCGACUUUUCAGUUAGCAGGGUGCCCUCCCAGGGCCUCCUUCAGCACUUUCUUUGCUCUUUCUAUACCCUGUGCAGAGGAUAUUGUGAUUCCCAUGCUCUUGUGCUGAGGGGUACCAGUAUUAAUGAAUCUCUGCGGCCAGGAGAGAUGACCCAUUGGUUUGCAAAUGCCCCCUUUCAGCUCUGCCAAUAAAUUAUUGGGUCUCUGUUUCUUUCAAUCUCUCUGGCUUGGUUUGUUUAAGAAUAGCUGGGGUGGCGAUUGUCUAGCUUGGCAUCUCCUCCUCUGCCCUUUCACCCCAGAGAGGCGGCCAGCCUGCCUCCUUCCCCUUCCCCGUCCCCAUCAACCACACAGGAACUGUCCUGACACAGGGUCCGCUUUGCAGUCUGCUCCUCUGGAGUGUGGAGUGCAGCCCUGCAUAACCCCACAGUAUUCAUUGCAGUCACAGCAGCAAUGACUUCAGCCUGAGGCGUUUGCCUAUAAAAACAGAGACUCUGUACCCUAGAUUGGUGAGUUAUAAAAAUGCCUGGCAUGGGUCUAGGUUCCUGCCACCCAGUCAGGCUCCUGCCUGUGCCACCAUCAGCCAUGUCCAUUAGCUGUCCCUUAAA